This is a messenger RNA of Saccharomyces paradoxus, 1299 nucleotides long. RefSeq names its product Avo2p (gene AVO2). The record is from RefSeq and is a predicted model, not a curated record. The coding region runs from base 1 to 1299 and encodes 432 amino acids. Gene Ontology annotation, molecular function: protein binding. Lineage: Eukaryota; Fungi; Ascomycota; Saccharomycetes; Saccharomycetales; Saccharomycetaceae. The transcript has a single exon.
AUGUUGAAGGAACCCUCCGUUCGGUUGCGGGAGGCUAUUGUUGAAGGCAAUUUACUUAUAGUGAAGAGACUGUUGCGACGGAAUCCGGAUUUGCUAACUAACAUCGACUCAGAGAACGGAUGGAGCUCAUUACAUUACGCCUCGUAUCAUGGAAGGUACCUUAUAUGCGUGUAUUUAAUUCAGCUGGGACACGACAAGCAUGAGUUAAUAAAAACUUUUAAAGGGAAUACAUGUGUGCAUUUGGCGUUAAUGAAGGGUCACGAGCAAACUUUACAUUUACUUUUGCAACAAUUUCCGCGAUUUAUCAACCAUCGCGGGGAGAAUGGUAGGGCCCCCAUCCAUAUAGCAUGUAUGAACGAUUAUUAUCAAUGUCUGAGUUUGUUGAUAGGGGUCGGUGCUGAUUUGUGGGUGAUGGACUUCAAUGGCGAUACGCCGCUGCAUGUAUGCCUGGAAUAUGGCAGUAUAAGUUGCAUGAAGAUGCUCCUCAACGAAAGUGAAGUGUCCUUGGACGAUAAUGUCAGGGAUAAAGGCAAUUGGAGACCAAUAGACGUGGCACAAACGUUUGAAGUGGGUAAUAUAUAUUCAAAAGUGUUAAAAGAAGUAAAAAAGAAGGGGCCACCACUGGGCGCUGGCAAGAAACCAAGUUCAUUCAGGACUCCUAUACUAAAUGCAAAGGCCACUUUUGAGGACGGGCCUUCCCCAGUUUUAAGCAUGAAUUCUCCAUAUUCACUCUAUUCUAAUAAUAGUCCCCUGCCGGUAUUACCAAGAAGAGUAUCAACGCAUACAGCUAACAAUAACAGUGGGAAUCGGAGGAGCUCCAUUACAAAUCCGGUAUUUAACCCACGAAAACCGACUUUAUCGACGGACAGUUUUUCGUCGAGCUCAAAUUCCAGCUCAAGACUAAGAGUGAACUCUAUAAACGUAAAGACUCCAGUGGGUGUGUCGCCCAAGAAAGAGCAGGCACCUCAAUCAGUACGACACAGCGCAACACCAACAAGUCCGCACAAUAACAUCGCGUUGAUUAAUAGAUACUUGUUGCCUAACAAGAGCAAUGAUAACGUGAGAACAGACUCACAGACAUCAACAAUCAAUGACGACGGCGGUGGUGGCACGGGCGGCAUUGGCGGCAAUAGCGCUGACGUCACUAUAGGAAUGGGACUAAGAGAGAUCCCGAAUGACGAGAACGAGAACAAGUACAAGAUCAAGGCAAACAAUGGCGAACCACGAAGACGAGUGUCGCUUCUGAACAUACCCAUCUCAAAAUUAAGAAACAGCAGUAAUGUGAGUUCAGAAGAGUGA